GUCCGUCCUUUCUUUCCUUCUUUCCACUCCGUCCCGUCCGGUCCCCCUCUUGUGCCCCUCGCCCGCCCGUCAUGGCCACCGCCCAGGCAACUGCGACGUCAUCAAAGACGCAUCUCACGCUGCGUGGCUCGACGGCCAUUGUCUCUGACUUCUUCAACUUUUCCGUCCAGUCGAUCCUCUAUCAACGAGGCAUCUACCCGGCCGAGGACUUUCGUCCAGUCAAAAAGUAUGGCCUUCAGAUGCUCAUUACCACAGAUGAUGGACUGGAAACCUAUAUCGGAGACUGCCUAAAGCAGGUGGAGCGAUGGAUCGAGGCAGGCGAACUCACACGCCUCGUCGUGGCCAUCGUUGAAAAGGAGAGUGGCGAGACGAGGGAGCGAUGGCAGUUCGAUCUCGAGGUGACGGGCAAGGAGAGCGAGCAACCCGCUUCCUCAUCGGCCCCACCCGCGCCAGGCUCCAAGAAGACGGAUGCUCAGGUCAAGGCAGAGAUUGCAGCAAUCAUCAAGCAGAUCACAGCAUCGUGCACGUUCCUGCCCGUCAUCGAAGAGGAGUGCGCAUUCCAAAUCCUGGCCUACACCAAUUCGCAGCUCUCAGAACCCGUCCCGCUGGAAUGGCAGGACUCAGAUGCCCGCCUCAUCGCCGAGGGUCAGGCAGAGCAGGUCAAGCUGCGCUCCUUCUCGACGGCCAUUCACAAGGUCGACGCCGUAGUCGCAUACAGGCGCGGCGAAGAGGACGAGUAGCAGCGCCAAGAGCAAAACAUGUAUUUGUAGCAGCGAGCCAAAUCUGGUAUCAUCAUAUUCUCCACCUUCAUUCGACGGCGUCCCACAUCGCGUUGACCAUCGUCGCUCGCUCGGCAUCGCUCAUCUCUGCCCAGCCGCGAGAGCCAGCUGCGCCUCCCUUUUCGCCCACCUUGAAGGGCGUCACCUUGCCCUUUGCGUCGGAACGAGCAAACAGCGUCGAGAUGGCAUCGGGCGCCGACGACGAGGAAGAUGAGGAGGAGAGGAGGGGUUGAAAGCCGAGCUGACGGAACAUGGUGAGCGCCAAG
Molecule: messenger RNA, 1045 nt
Organism: Jaminaea rosea
Lineage: Eukaryota; Fungi; Basidiomycota; Exobasidiomycetes; Microstromatales
Product: DNA-binding protein
Exons: 4
Coding region: 72-740 (222 amino acids)
Biological process (GO): mitotic spindle assembly checkpoint signaling
Cellular component (GO): nucleoplasm; cytoplasm; kinetochore
Source: RefSeq, a predicted model, not a curated record